Myotis brandtii (Brandt's bat) is the source of this 606-nucleotide messenger RNA. RefSeq names its product crystallin, alpha A (gene CRYAA). Gene Ontology annotation, biological process: protein refolding; lens development in camera-type eye; response to heat. Gene Ontology annotation, molecular function: structural constituent of eye lens; protein folding chaperone. The annotation marks the transcript as partial. The record is from RefSeq and is a predicted model, not a curated record. The transcript has 4 exons. NCBI's taxonomy places the organism in Eukaryota, Metazoa, Chordata, Mammalia, Chiroptera, Vespertilionidae.
CCGCGCCCAGCUCCCCACUGUGCCACCCAGAGGCCUGCUGAGUCCCGGGUCCUGCAGCCCCGACGCCCACCAUGGAUAUCGCCAUCCAGCACCCCUGGUUCAGGCGCGCCCUGGGCCCCUUCCACCCCAGCCGGCUCUUCGACCAGUUUUUCGGCGAGGGCCUCUUCGAGUGCGACCUGCUGCCCUUCCUGUCCUCCACCGUCAGCCCCUACUACCGCCAGUCCCUGUUCCGCACCGUGCUGGACUCUGGCAUCUCUGAGCUCAUGACCCAUAUGUGGUUUGUAAUACACCAACCACAUGCUGGAAGCCCCAAGAGCAACCCCACCAAGGUCCGAUCCGACCGGGACAAGUUUGCCAUCUUCCUGGACGUGAAGCACUUCUCCCCGGAGGACCUCACCGUGAAGGUGCAGGAGGACUUCGUGGAGAUCCACGGCAAGCACAGCGAGAGGCAGGACGAUCAUGGCUACAUCUCCCGCGAGUUCCACCGCCGCUACCGCCUGCCUUCCAGCGUGGACCAGUCGGCUCUCUCCUGCUCCCUGUCUGCCGACGGCAUGCUGACCUUCUCUGGCCCCAAGGUCGCAUCUGGGGGGGACGCCGGCCACAGCA